Messenger RNA from Drosophila takahashii, 3725 nucleotides. It is a transcript of the gene Scm, whose product is annotated as Polycomb protein Scm. Gene Ontology annotation, biological process: negative regulation of DNA-templated transcription. Gene Ontology annotation, molecular function: histone binding; chromatin binding; zinc ion binding. Gene Ontology annotation, cellular component: nucleus. NCBI's taxonomy places the organism in Eukaryota, Metazoa, Arthropoda, Insecta, Diptera, Drosophilidae. The record is from RefSeq and is a predicted model, not a curated record.
AAUGCGAUUUGACCGCCCAACGGCUGUAAUCGAGUUAAUCGCCUGAGAUGUUAAAAGGCUUGCCGGCGGGAAAGAGCAAGUGCGACAACUAGGACAGAGAAGGAGCAGGAGGAUCAAGUAAGCCAUGUCGGGGGGUCGCGACAGCAGCGCCAGCAGCGGGAGCAACUCGGCGGCAGCGGGAGCAACCACCUCCUCAUCAACAGGAACCGCUGGAACCACCACCACCACCGCCACAUCGCCCGCAUCCACGCAACGGCAACGCGGAAGACCCGCCAAACGGGCCACGUGCACCUGGUGCGGCGAGGGCAAGCUGCCGCUGCAGUACGUCCUGCCCACGCAGACCGGCAAGAAGGAGUUCUGCUCGGAGACCUGCAUCGCCGAGUUCCGCAAGGCGUACAGCAAGGGGGCGUGCACCCAGUGCGACAACGUCAUCCGCGAUGGGGCGCCCAACAAGGAGUUCUGCUCGAUCAUGUGCAUGAACAAGCACCAGAAGAAGAAUUGCUCCGCAAGGCACAGCGGCGGCGGCUCCUCGGCAGCGGGCAAGGGUCUGGCGGAGAGCGAGCGCAAGUUGCUGGCCAGUGGAGCGCCCGCGCCGACGGGUCCCUUCCAAUACGAGAGCUUUCACGUCUUCGACUGGGAUGCCUAUCUGGAGGAAACGGGUAGCGAAGCUGCUCCUGCCGAAUGUUUCAAACAGGCUCAAAAUCCUCCCAACAACGAUUUUAAGAUCGGUAUGAAGCUGGAGGCCCUGGAUCCGCGCAACGUCACUUCCACCUGCAUUGCCACCGUCGUUGGAGUGCUGGGCUCCAGACUGCGGCUGCGUCUGGACGGCAGUGACUCACAGAACGACUUCUGGCGGCUGGUGGACUCCACGGAGAUCCAUGCCAUUGGGCACUGCGAGAAGAACGGCGGCAUGCUGCAGCCGCCGCUGGGAUUCCGCAUGAACGCCUCCAGCUGGCCCGGCUAUCUGUGCAAGAUUCUCAACAACGCCAUGGUGGCGCCGGAGGAGAUCUUUCAGCCGGAGCCGCCGUCGCCGGAGGAGAACUUGUUCAAGGUGGGCCAGAAACUGGAGGCCGUGGACAAGAAGAACCCACAGCUGAUAUGCUGUGCCACGGUGGACGCCAUCAAGGACGAUCAGAUCCAUGUGACCUUCGACGGCUGGCGGGGAGCCUUCGACUACUGGUGCAAUUACCGAUCGCGCGACAUUUUUCCCGCCGGCUGGUGCGCCCGCAGCUGUCACCCCAUGCAGCCGCCGGGCCACAAAUCACGCAUGGACUCCAGUUCCGGCAAGCAGCGAUGCCCGCGUCCCCGCUACACCGUGGUGGCCGAAUCGGAGGCCAUGGUUCCCGCCUCCCCGGCCACCGCCCACUUCCAUCCGAACUGCAAGGGCGGUCCGUUCAUCAACAACUCGAAGCUGCCGUGCAUGGUGACGGGGCCAACGUACCAAACGCUGGCCAAGCUGUGCCUGCAGGAGGUCCUGGCAGCCAGCACAGAUACGCAACAGCUCUCCAAGCUGCUGUUCGCUUUGGAGGGGGAUGUUCACAUAGUUACGGCAGCGGGAAAGAAUUUUACAGUAAAAAUACCCUCUCCGCUGCGCAUGAAGGACGACGAGAGCUUGGCCCAAUUUAUCGAGACGUUGUGCACUACAUGCCGGGCAUGUGCGAAUCUCAUCUCCCUGGUCCACGAGACGGAGGAGUGCAAGAAGUGCGCCAACAGUCGGAAGCGCCAGCUGACCCAGUCGGCCACCCCGCCCUCCUCGCCAGUGCUCGCCGACAAGCGAAAUCGUCAGUCGUCGAGCUCUGCAACGACGCCAGAAGAGAAGAAGAUCAUCAAGCAGGAGGUUGGUGCUAAGUCGCCCGUGGAGGCCAAGCCGAAAACACCGACCAACAACGGAAAGGAGCCCACAAACCAUCAGAGCAGCCACAGUCUCAACAACAACAGUGCCAGCAAGCCCAGCACAAAGGUGGUCAUAAAGACAGAGCCCAACGGAGUGACUGCCCAGACGUCCUCCACAACGCAGGCACUGCGCAAAGUGCGAUUCCAGCACCACGCAAACAGCAACAGCAUUGUAGCCAAUGGAAGCACGGAGGCGAGUCAGACCACGCCCGUUUCCACGUCAACAUCAUCCACCACAAGUUUGGCCGGAGGAUCAGCGAACGCCAGCAAAUACCUGGCACCUCUGGUGGCCGAAGUUCAUCCCGAGCAGGUCAACGUUAAGCCCUCGAACAGCUACUACAAGAGCCCCACGACGCUCUCGUCCAGCGCCUCGUUGCCCACAUCCGUGUCUACGCCUUUCACGGGCUGCCAGUCAGCCAAGGCGGCCACAGCGCCUGCUGGAGCAGCGGCCACAGCGGCGGCUUCCACGAGCUAUACCGCGAUUACCUCACCCCUGAGCACACCCACGUCUGCUUCGGCGAACUCGCAUCUGCGGUCGCAGCCCAUCGACUGGACCAUCGAGGAGGUGAUCCAGUACAUCGAGAGCAACGACAACUCCCUCGCAGUUCACGGGGAUCUCUUCCGCAAGCAUGAAAUCGAUGGUAAAGCUUUAUUAUUGCUAAAUUCAGAGAUGAUGAUGAAGUACAUGGGCCUCAAGCUGGGACCAGCCUUAAAAAUCUGCAAUUUAGUAAAUAAGGUCAAUGGUCGUCGAAAUAAUCUGGCACUCUAAAAUACACACUAACUUGAGAUGGACUUGCAUAGAAAUUGUUAACAAAUUAGUACCUCCCUUUAACGUAAAGCGAAGCAAACAUGAACGAUAUUCAUAGACGUGUUGUUGUGUUGGCCAUUCAUGUAGAAAGCCCCCUAAUCUUAUUUUAUUAUAUUGAUAAUAUAACAAAAACAGCGCGCAAAAACGAAUGUAAUCGCGAAAACAUGAAAUUCCCCAUACAAAACAGUCGCAUAACAAAUUAUAGACAGCCAUGCUCUGGUUUUCAAAACCGUCAUUAUUAAUUUUUAAUUUUUAACUGCUCGUGUUUCUUUCGGAAAAACGCCUUAACAAUUGUCAUUAGGUACCUAAAAUUUGUAAAUUAACACUGCUCUACAGUUAUUGUAAAAGUAGACAUGAUUGCGCUCGAAUUAGGCAUGAAUUGUAUUAUACUCGAAAUUACCCAGUCAAUGAAGUAUACGUUCGUAAAUUAUAUUAAGUUGAACCAGCUAUUUUUAAACAAUUGAAAUAUUUACCUAUUUUGAACGAAAAUGAUUGAUUUUGUUGAAAACUGGAGCUCGGCUACCAAAAGCGCAAUGCACUUACAUGAUAUUUAUUACACAUAAACACGCACAUUAGACACCAAAAUCUAACCGACACAAGAAAUGAUAUUUAACUUUAGAAUAGGUGAGAAAAGUGAAGUUUUCACAAACAAAUAUAAAGUGAAUGUACAUAUUUUACAUAUAAUUUUGUAAUUAUGUAUCAAUUGCGUUUCCUAACUAUAACACUAUUUAAUUAGUCAUUAAACAAUUGAUGAUAUAAUUUCUUUUAAGUUAUUGAAAUUGAAUAACAAUUUUUAGUUAAAUCAACAGCAGUUAAGGUCAUUUUUGAAAAUAAGAACCGCUUCCUUCUAAAGUUUUGCAAUAUAUGCGAUAUAAAGAGUAACAUUCGGUCGUGUAAAGUAUUGCAAUAAGUCUCAUUAUGUUUACCCAACAACCACUUACAAAUACAAAAUUUAAAUAGAGCCAACUGUAUAUAUCAUUGCGUAAUAAACAUAUUACAAUUUGUUCUAUUUUCAACCGUAAAA